AGUAAUCAAGGAUCUUUGGUUCUUAUUUUGGCUUCCACGAAUGAGGCCUUAUCUUCCCUGUUGUGAGGAGUUAUAGAGAAUGCAAAUACAGUGUCCCUGCAGAAGGCAGUGUGCAAUGGGGCCGGUUCAGCAUCCUGCCUGCUUGAAGCUGAUAACAUGCAAAUGCUCUCUGGUCUGUAGAUUCUAUUAUGGUCAGUAAAAAUUAUGGUCAGUAAAAAGAACAUUGUUGUAUUACUUGGCCCUCGGCUAAUACAGCUAGUGCUAGUACAACCAGAAACUAUUUUUGCAGUUAAUACCCUAAGACCCAAAUCCCCUCAAAUAUAGGGAAAUGUGGAAUAAAUUGUGUAUGCCUUCUUUGUGUGUUGGAAUAAAAUUCUAUGAGGACAAAGCCCUUCCCUGACUUGAGAAAGUCUAGCUCAGAGAUAGUGUAGCCUCACAUGAACAGUGUAGCCGCACAUACACAGAUGGCCGCAGAGCCAACAGUUUGUGGGUGUGUGUGUGUUCUCCACCAUGAUGUGCUAUUGGAGUGUUAUUUUCACAAGAAGGAUGUGUACCGCCUCCUUGUGAAUGGAAGCUCAUUGAUAAUUCAGUGUGGUUUAUUAUCUGUUAAGAGGUGGCGAGUGACAUGCUUUGUUUGAUUCACUCGUCUAAGAGCACUUCAACUCUUCUCCCUUCUUGUCUCAAUUUUUCACUCUGUUUUUCCUUCAUCAGAAUAUAUUUCUAUUUCUUUUUAUGCUCCUUUAGUUCUACACUCCCACACCAAUUGUCUUUCUGUGUAUCUCUUUCCUUUUCUAACCUCUCCCUCUCUCUCUCUCUCACCCUUUUGUUGUGGGUAAAGCCCACACAGCUAGCAGCCAUUGCUGGUUGUGCUGCCAUGGCAACCAGGAAAUACUCACAGACCGUCUAUGAGACUGGACACAUGAGUGUGUGAGGGGAAACCUGGAGACAACACACACUCCCAUACUCACAGACACACACACAUACAAACAUACACCUUCAAACAUAGCUAAGUGGACAACACUUUUUUCAGAAUAUAUAUACAUUUUGUUCCUGCUUUUUUAAAGGACCUUUGAUAUGGACUAAGCCAGCUGCCUGCCUGUGCAGAAACCUACCAGAGUUUGAGGAGGGGGCUCAAACCCUGAGCUUUCCGUGAUUGGAUCCCAAAAAUGACCUCCAGCACCUCCAUGGCUGUCCUACCCCCGGUCAAGAGUGUGGUGGUCUACCGCAAUGGUGACCCCUUCUUCAUGGGGAGGAGGUUCGUGGUGAACCAGAGGCAGGUGUCCUGCAUGGAAGCCUUCCUGAAUGACGUGACGCUGAACAUCCAGGCACCGCUGGCUGUAAGGACCCUCUAUACCCCCCGGAAUGGACACCGCGUGCGGGAGCUGGAGGAGAUGAAGACCGGUGCCCACUACGUCGCUGCUGGGUUUGAGAGGUUCAAGAGACUGGAUUAUUUCAACACAGGUGUGAAGAAACCACUAGCCAAUAAAGUAGAGGCAAAGCCACUUGUAAGACCAAACGUGUCAGCUAAAUGGAGGAAGAUCAUACCCAUCCCAUGUAUCAUACAUGUGUUCAGGAAUGGCGAUGUGGUGGGCACUCCGCUGCGGUUCAUCCUCCCCAAGAACAUGAUGCAGGAUCUGGAGCAGGUCCUUUGUCUCAUCACAGAGAAGGCAGCUCUACGCACCGGAGCCGUACGCAGGCUUUACACUCUGGAAGGGGCGACCGUGACUACAGCACAGGAGCUGGUGAAUGGCCAGUGCUAUGUUGCCGUGGGAACAGAGAAGUUCAAGAAGCUUCCUUAUUUGGAGCUGUCAGUGCCAAAAGCUACAGGAGGGAGUGCAGACAGGUAUUAUCCAUUGAACCGGAGGCAGCAGAGAAAACACGAGAACCGGCGGGCAGGUCCUCAUGAUACACACAGUGAUUCAGCUUUGUUAGACUCACCAGAGAUGGACGGGAGACGGGUGAAGUCCACUGGGGACGAGGCAGAGGAUAGGAGUCCUGGGACGGUCCAGAGGCUGAGAAGCGUCCGAGAGGAGAAGUCUGUGUUCUACGCCAAACCUGUCAGAGUGCGCAAGAACCCAAACACACAAAGACUUAAAGACAGGGCAGCACCAGCGGCUCAGCCCAGCGUGUUUCAGGCCCAGACGGGCCAGAGGAGGGAGGAGGUGCUGGGAGCUCAGGAGGUGCCUGAGGAGGACAACAUCAUGGUGGACCUCCCUAUUGACCAGAGAGUCGCUGAGACAGUUGAAGAGGAAGAACACCAUAAGAAGGAUAGCCUUGAAACAGACCACAAAGAUAAGACAAAAAUAACUCUGCAGGGGAAAGGGAGCUCAACUUCAGAUUCAGAUUUGGAUCAUCAGAGACACAGCAGCAGCAGCUUCACUGCUGAACCAAUACAAAGACAGACAAAGACACCAGAGAAUGAGGAUCCAUCUGAGAACAACAAUCUUCAAACUGACCUUGAGGUGAACCAGCCAGUCGAGGAAGAGUCCAGUAUGAUCUCUGUCUCUAGACCCUCCUCCAGCCACAGAGAGACUUGCGCACAAAACUCUGGGUGUGCUAGUCAUAAAGCAGAGGCCCCUGUUGACCCCGACUGCAGGACUUUGUCUCCGGAGCCUCAGGAGGACACAGGAGGACCUGAUCGGUCAACCCACUCUGCGCAGAAGGAAACGCUUCGAGGUUCCAAGGCUGAUCUCAACACUACUGCUGUGCCUUUGGACAAGAGCUUGGCUGAGACAGACUCACAGGAGAGGCCAGUAUCUUCAGAGAGAAGAAGAGAGUGAACCCUGGAACUCAGUUCAGUACCAGGCCUGGACACAGCUCUUACCAUUCUGCGGUGGUCGGUUAUCAAUGGGAAGCCAUGUUUCACAAAUUACCUGCUGUAUGAUUAAGGCUGGAAUAUAUAAGUACUUCUACACACUCUCAUCACACUACGUAUGACUUAAUAAACACAAUAAAUGAUCACUAAAAUACAGUUUAUAGCAAUGAUGCCCCAGGAUGGUGGAGCUUCCCCUGAAUAUACAGUACAGUGUGAUAUUGAUGCACCUGUACCAAAUAUUUCAGAUUUUGAUGAAGGAACAUACUGAAUGGCUUUACUUUUGACCUAAAACAACAAAAAUAAUUUCAUUCACGUUUGAACCAUUAUGUAUUACAUUACGUCAUCCAUUUGUGUCCCCUGUACAGUCGACCACUUACAGUUUAACUAAUAUUUUAGUAUCAUUUAGAGUAAAUGUUGGAAAUGUUUUGUAUAAAAG
Messenger RNA from Alosa sapidissima (American shad), 3251 nucleotides. It is a transcript of the gene dcdc2b, whose product is annotated as doublecortin domain containing 2B. The transcript is spliced from 15 exons. The coding region runs from base 1167 to 2780 and encodes 537 amino acids. Gene Ontology annotation, biological process: intracellular signal transduction. Lineage: Eukaryota; Metazoa; Chordata; Actinopteri; Clupeiformes; Clupeidae. Gene Ontology annotation, cellular component: microtubule; microtubule organizing center. The record is from RefSeq and is a predicted model, not a curated record.